This is a messenger RNA of Blastomyces gilchristii SLH14081, 4265 nucleotides long. RefSeq names its product AGC/NDR/NDR protein kinase. The coding region runs from base 526 to 2478 and encodes 650 amino acids. The transcript has 4 exons. Gene Ontology annotation, biological process: peptidyl-serine phosphorylation; intracellular signal transduction. Gene Ontology annotation, molecular function: ATP binding; protein serine/threonine kinase activity. The record is from RefSeq and is a predicted model, not a curated record. NCBI's taxonomy places the organism in Eukaryota, Fungi, Ascomycota, Eurotiomycetes, Onygenales, Ajellomycetaceae.
UAUGCAGUCUCCUCCUUCACUCCCAUGCGGGAAAAAGCUUCGGCGCUCAUCACCGGAAAUACUUUAAUCCAUCUACUGAAUAUCAAACGCGUCACUUCGCUUAUUUGGCCAAUGGAAGACAACAAUUCCGGGCCGUGCUGACGUAAUGUAGGUUGUUUACCGCGCUAAGCAUCAACCGUAGCGGCAAAUCGGGGCUUUAACCUCGAACAUUGUCCACUCCAUUCCCUCCCUCGCUACUCUCCCUUAUUUGUCAAUUCUCAGCUGUGCGAUACCCCGGAUUUGUUUGUUGUCUUUCGUUGCUGCACCUGUAGACGGACGGCCCCAUUGACUUGAGACGCGGUCUUGCUGGCAAAUUGGCUCGCGUCCAAUCAAGAGUGCUAGCUUGGGUUUUCGUUCGCCUGCCAACAAAAACCCCCUACCCUACCUACCGCCCCUCAUUCGGUUUCACAUUGGCAGUACAACAAGUCAUUCUUUCGAUCAUCUUCUACAAAAUAACUUUCUGGGCCCUUUGAGCCUUCUAUCAAGAUGGAGCCAAAUAACGGAAACAGCAAUAACAACAAUAAUAGCAACCGACUUCAUUUGAAUUUCGGUUUCAAUGAUCGCCCGUACACUGCCUCCGCAAACAACAGGGCUUAUCCAACCACACCUUCGACCUUCCCUCAGCCGAUGUACCCCGGUGGCCAGGAUUAUGUCGAUUCCCAGAGUCCUCACACGGCCUUCGGGCAAGGCUAUUUCAUGAACAAUCCGUAUGCCCCCCAGCAGCCGCAUGCUCAGGGUCACCCCCAGGGGCAGCAGUACGGUCAACAAACCGUGCCUUCACCACAUGCAGCCUACCAAACUGGUCCUGGGUAUCAGGCAAAUGAUGCAACAAAUGGUCUAAUUCAGCAAUUUUCGAACCAGGAUUUGGGUGGCGCUCCUCCCAGGGCUGGAAUGUUUGGCCGCAACCCGGCUCAAGGACAACGUCCACGGACUGCUGGGGCUCAGCCAUCGCCUCAAGCCUCAGGAUAUGCUGGUCCACCAAUGCCAACCCGUAGCCCUAAACCUACUGGGGAAGAGGAAGAAUUGGUGAGAUGUGUCGAGAAAUACUCGGAGAAUGUGCAUAAACGUGGCAGAGCCGCGAAGGAACUUGUUAAUGUUUUCUUUCGUGAGAACAUCGAACGUGCCCGUGACCGUAACCUUCGAGCUGUCAAUCUCGACAAGGUCUUGACGAACCCAAGUCUUACGGAGGCCCGCAAACGCCAAGAAGCGGAAACUGUCGCCAAAAAGGAGGCAAAUUUUCUUCGCUUCAUCCGGACAAGAGAGACGCCGUCCAAUUUCCAAACUCUAAAAAUCAUUGGCAAGGGUGCUUUUGGGGAGGUCAAGCUGGUACAGCGAAAAACUGAUGGCAAGAUAUAUGCCCUGAAAUCCUUGGUCAAAACCGAGAUGUUUAGAAAGGAUCAGCUUGCCCACGUACGGGCUGAGCGCGAUAUUCUCGCUGAUUCAAAAGAUAGUCCAUGGCUUGUGAAGCUGCACGCAUCCUUCCAGGACAAGGCUUACCUUUAUUUACUUAUGGAGUUUUUGCCUGGCGGUGAUUUGAUGACUAUGCUUAUUAAGUAUGAAAUCUUUUCUGAGGAUAUUACAAGAUUCUAUAUGGCAGAAAUAGUGAUGGCUAUAGAGGCGGUUCACAAGCUCGGGUUUCUUCACCGUGAUAUCAAACCGGACAAUAUCCUCCUAGACCGUGGUGGACACAUCAAGCUCACCGAUUUUGGUCUGUCCACUGGUGGGAAAAAACAACAUGACAAUUCAUAUUACCAGCAGCUUCUUAAAAAUACUUCUGCAUCCAAAGAUAAGAACCGGAAUUCCGGCUUCUUCUCUGACGCUAUCAACCUGACUGUGUCCAAUCGUGGCCAGAUCAAUACCUGGAGAAAAUCCCGUAGGGCUAUGGCCUAUUCGACUGUCGGAACCCCUGACUAUAUUGCACCCGAAAUCUUCAAUGGUCAGGGAUACACAUAUUUGUGUGAUUGGUGGUCUGUCGGUGCUAUCAUGUUCGAAUGCUUGGUUGGAUGGCCCCCAUUUUGUGCCGAAGAGCCCACCGAUACUUACCGGAAAAUCGUAAACUGGCGCGAGUGUCUCUACUUCCCGGAAGAACUGACACUCUCGCAUGAUUCUGAACAUUUAAUAAGAAGCUUUCUAUGCGACCCUGAACACCGCAUUGGUCGAGAAGGCGGUGCUCAGUUCGGAGCUACACAAAUCAAAAACCAUCCAUUCUUCCGCGGGGUGGUCUGGGAUCAGCUUCGCAAGAUUCGUGCGCCCUUCGAGCCCAAGCUUACUUCGAAUGUCGAUGUGUCAUACUUCCCAAUUGAUGAGAUCCCACAAGAGGACAACUCGGCCCAACUCCGUGCCCAGGCUCGCGCCAUGCCAGAGGAACAGGAGGCUGAAAUGAGCCUUCCGUUUAUUGGGUAUACAUUCAAGGCCUUCAAUGCCUUCCAAGCAAGCUAGAUUACAUGUAUUUUUUUCAUUUGUUCGAGAGUUUUAUCUAAAACCAAAUGAAUGAAUGAAUGCUGAUUGUCGUGUUAAAUCUAACUGCUUGAGUUGCGCCUCGUUGCUUGCUGUUCUUUUUUUCUUUUUUCUUUUUCUUCUUUCUUUUCUCUGCAAUUUUUCUGGUUGACACUCCUUCCAAUCAGCGAAGCCUCCGAGAUGCAAACCGAAUACAUGACCAACCAAUUACGAUCAAGGGCGUACUGCCCCUUCACGAACAUGUUUUAAUCUUACAUUUUCUUAUUUAUCUCAUCUGGGCUUUCCUGCUGCUUUUCACCAGAUUUCCAACUGUCCGUAUGAGGCUGAUCUGUUCAGCGAGAUAUGGAUAUUUUGAACGAGCUGGGUGUUGGUCAAUAUCGGACAUGACACAUUUUGCGUGCCUUAAGCAUCCUAGUAAUGGAACUUUAUUUUAACUGAGCUUGCAUAGGUUAGAUCACUAGCUCAUUUGGAGCAUAUCAUAUUUGCUAUGACAAUACAGUGUGAUUUCCUCUAUAUUGCACUCGCUCUGAACGAAACCAUGGUCAGGGUAUUCUAACUUACAUCACAAGAGAACAGAGCAUCUUCGCGAUAUCAUGGAAUAGAAUAACGCAGCGCGCAAAGGUCAUAUUUGAAUAAGUUUAGAUAAAUCACCCAUAUACGAAUGUAUUAUUAGCCCAUAGCCCCCAUUAUUUUAAUGCAGGUAUCGAAAUCCCUUUGGCCAAACUCCGCGCAAUACCAUAGAACUCCAUCGAGAAAAUAACAGAUAGAAAAGAACGCAGGCGAAAAGUGCCACGAAAUGCAAUGACUACAUCAAUCAUCUUCGUACAGGUCCAAGACCCGGCACGCCAGAAUACCGCUCCUCCCGUUCCGUCUUGAACAUCACCUGUAUCCAAAACUCCUUACUAUCCUGAUCAAACCAAGUCCAGAACUUCCCCUCACUCCGAUCCACCUCCCUAGCUUGCAGCUUGAAACCGCAUGUCUGAUACGGCUCCGCCGCAACAAGCAAAUAUUGGAAAUCCUUAUCCGGUGGGUCAUCAACCUUCUGCUCAAAGGCCGACAUAAACCGCACUCGAGGUACUUCCCCCGGUGUGAUUUCCUGAUACUGCAGCUGGAACAGCAAUCCAUGCUGCCUCGUGAGCGGAUCUCUCGUCUUGGUGAUUUUAUAUCCCGGCCGGCCAAUCUUGACUGUGUUGCGCUUCACCUGCACGCCCAUCGCGGCGGGUAGGAGGGAGCCAUCUUGCCCCUUGCCCUCCUUCUGUUCGCGAGCAGCGCGGCGGGCGAGGUUGGUUUGGUGCUUGCGACCCUGGGUGUGGGCAAGGUAGGAGCCGUCGUUUUGGUGGACAGUUAGACAGAGGCGGCAUUCAAAGCUGCCUACAUGGUUUUUGAAGAAGUAGGGGUCCUUUUCGAGGUCGAUGUUUUCGAGCGCCAGUUUGCGGAGUCGUUCGCGCCGGUCAGCGUUCGUGGCGGAAUGGGAGGCGACGCCUCCGCCUCCGAAUUUGGAGCCUGCGCGGUUCUGUUGGGAGAUAGUUAGAACAUUGCUUGAGUUAGGAGUGGAGAAGAGAAGUUAAGAUGCGUGUCUAAAUACCUGAUAAUCCAUGAUAAUGGGUUCCGGAGGGAUGUGAUAUUAGCUUUGAGUUGAGAUUGACCAGUCGAGCUCGGAGGCGCAUCCAAAGGGUUGAAUGUAUUAUCACGUGAUAGUUUUGAACAGUUGCCAAGAGAAAUCGCGGAAUCACUGGCAAGGCGAACUUUCACUCCGCAUAGUAUAAAUC